Molecule: messenger RNA, 909 nt
Organism: Thermothielavioides terrestris NRRL 8126
Lineage: Eukaryota; Fungi; Ascomycota; Sordariomycetes; Sordariales; Chaetomiaceae
Exons: 2
Coding region: 1-909 (302 amino acids)
Molecular function (GO): oxidoreductase activity
Source: RefSeq, a predicted model, not a curated record
AUGGCCUGCGAGAUAACCAAAGUUGCAAUUGCAGGGGCCACCGGCAACCUGGGCCCGGCCAUCCUCGAGCAGCUCCUCGCGGCAGGCUUCGAAGUGACCGCCCUGACACGCGCGGGGAGCACGCACACCUUCCCCGCCAGCGUGCGCGUCGCGCCGGUCGACUACGACUCAUUGGAGUCGCUGGUCUCGGCGCUGCGCGGGCAAGACGCCGUGGUCUCGACGCUCGCGUCGGCCGCGCUCGCCAAGCAGCUGCUCCUGGUCGAGGCGGCCGCGCAGGCCGGCGUGCGCCGCUUCAUCCCCUCCGACUUCGGCUCCAACACGGUGCACCCCAAGGCGGCCGCGCUGCCCGCCUACGCCGACAAGGUGGCCGUGCAGCGGGCGCUGCAGGAGAAGGCCGCCGCUGCGCAGCCGGGCGGGCUGUCCUACACGGUCGUGCUGACGGGCCCGUUCCUGGACUGGGGCCUCAAGGUCGGCUUCGUGCUCGACGUCGGGCGCCGGCACGCCGUGCUGUACGACGGCGGCGAGCGGGUGUUCAGCACGACCACGCUGCCGACGAUCGGGCGCGCGGUCGUGGGCGUGCUGCGCAAGCCCGAGGAGACGCGGAACCGGGCGGUCUAUGUCCACGACACGGCGACGACGCUGCGCGCGCUGUACGAGCUGGGGAAGAAGGCGACGCCCGGGGAGACGUGGACCGAGGAGGUCGUCCGCAUCGAGGACGAGCUCGCCGACGCCUGGGCCGAGCUGAAGAAGGAGCAGCCCGAUCCGGCGAAGUUCGUCGUCAAGUUCUACCGUGCCGCCGUCUGGGGCGAGGGAUACGGCGCGCACUUUGAGACGACGGACAAUGAGCUGCUGGGCAUCAAGGAGCUUACCGAGGAGGAGCUGCAGGCCAUUGUGAGCCGCUACGCAUAG